CCUUCAUCUCAAAUCUGACAUCCAGAGUAGCGCUGAAACGGACGGACGGCUCUUCCCCCUCCUCCCGCAAACGCCCGGAUGAGAGCAGUAGCAGCAGGCGACAUUCAGGGCACCAUGGUCGCAUGAUUUGGCCGAGUCGAGAGGGUAAUCAACCGGGGUCGGACUGGAGCGACAGAACCGUCAGCCACUGCUGGAAUCUUGACAUUUUCGACGCAGCCGACGUAGACGCUGUUCUGGGAAAACACACGCAGAAGACAGACAGGCGUGGAGAAGUAGGAGGCGGAUAGGGAACGGUGGGACAUUUCUCCGCUUGCGGUUUCCUAUUUCGUUGGUGAAAGAGCAAGCACACAGGCUACCUCACACUAAGCUAUGGAAUGCUUCCUGCUCCCAGCAUCACUAGUCUCCAAUAUUUGGACUGAGCUCCAAACGCUUAGUUAGCGGCUGUGCUUCUCCCCUCGAACUUUUUCCAAACCAGGGGACGAAGAAAAGGAGUGGACUUACCAAGUCCUCCGCUAAAGACGAGAAGCACCUUUUUCCUUUUAGAAUAAUUUACCUGCAUUUUUUUUUUCUUCUCCUUGGAUUUGUGCUCUGAUAAAAUCAUAUCAAGAUGGAUAUGGAACCGUAUCUGUGGAUGGUGAUUGUUGGCUUCAUCAUCGCCUUCAUUUUGGCCUUCUCCGUCGGGGCCAACGAUGUGGCUAACUCAUUCGGCACAGCAGUGGGGUCCGGCGUGGUCACUCUGAAGCAGGCCUGCAUCCUGGCGUCCAUCUUUGAGACGCUGGGCUCGAUGCUGCUUGGGGCCAAAGUGGGAGAGACCAUUCGAAAGGGCAUCAUAGACGUCACCCUCUAUAACAACACGGUGCCCGUCCUAAUGGCGGGGGAGGUCAGCGCCAUGGUCGGGUCAGCUGUCUGGCAACUCAUCGCCUCCUUCCUCAAACUGCCCAUCUCCGGGACUCACUGCAUUGUUGGAGCGACCAUUGGCUUCUCCAUGGUGGCCAUCGGCACAAAGGGCGUGCAGUGGAUGCAGCUGGUCAGAAUCGUUUCUUCUUGGUUCAUCUCACCCUUGCUCUCUGGACUCAUGUCUGGACUCCUCUUCAUGCUCAUCAGGCACUUCAUCCUCAAUAAGGAUGAUUCUGUCCCAAAUGGUCUGCGUGCGCUGCCUGUCUUCUAUGCCUCCACCAUUGGGAUUAACACUUUCUCUAUCAUGUACACUGGAGCCCCAUUGCUUGGAUUAGAGAUGCUACCAGUUUGGGCCAUCUUCCUCAUCACAUUAGCCGGGUCGCUGGUCUGUGCAGCUUUGGUCUGGAUAUUCGUCUGUCCUUGGAUGAGAAGAAAAAUAGCAAGUCGCCUAAAGAAGGAACAGGCUUUGUCCAGGAUAUCUGAUGAAAGUCUGGACAAAAUCCCUGAAGAAGAAGAAGAAGAGAGCCCCGUCUUCAAGGAGCUGCCUGGGGCAAAAGGCACAGACGAGGCCGUGGUGCCGCUCACAGGGGGCAGCAGUGACAGGAACACCCGGGAUUCCAGCGGAGAGCUCUCCAACAUGGCCAAUGGAGGCACUGUCCUGCCCAACGGCAGGGUGUACGGUCGAACCCACUCUAUGACUAACGGCUGCCUCAAGUCACCCAUCGCUAACGGCAGCUUCACCUUCGAUGGCCACAUGCGUAGCGACGGCCAGGUUUACCACACGGUCCACAAGGACUCCGGCCUCUACAAAGACUUGCUCCACAAAAUCCACCUGGGCCGCAUGGAUGAUGGCGACCGGUCCGGCGCACAACAGCCUGAUGACAAUUACCGUCUGCUGCGCCGCAACAACAGCUACACCUGCUACACAGCCGCGAUAUGCGGCAUGCCCGUCCAGCCUGUCAGGCGCUCUGAGUCCCGUGACGACAGCGAGAAGCUGGUGGGAGAGGGCGGCGGCAGGAGCAACAGUGUAUCCUACUCCAAAAAGCGGGUACGUUACGACAGCUACUCUUCGUACUGCAAUGCCGUGGCCGAGGCUGAGAUCGAAGCAGAGGAGGGAGGAGUGGAGCUGAAGCUGGCCACAGAGCUGGGAGGGGUGGAGGAAGAAGGAGCUCCAGCGCCGGUGCCUCUUGAUGACUUGGUAGAGGAAGAGCACGAGGAGAAGGACAAGUCCGAGGUGUUUUUGCUUUUCCACUUCCUGCAGAUCCUCACCGCUUGCUUUGGCUCUUUCGCCCAUGGAGGCAAUGAUGUCAGUAAUGCCAUCGGGCCCCUGGUGGCGCUGUGGAUGAUUUAUGAACAGGGCGGAGUCAUGCAGGAUGCUACCACUCCGAUCUGGCUGCUGUUUUAUGGCGGUGUGGGCAUCUGUGCCGGCCUGUGGGUGUGGGGACGGCGCGUCAUCCAGACCAUGGGGAAGGACCUGACUCCCAUCACCCCUUCAAGCGGAUUUUGCAUUGAAGUAAUGAGUGCGCUAACAGUGCUUGUUGCAUCAAAUGUGGGCAUCCCAAUAAGCUCCACCCACUGCAAGGUGGGCUCGGUCGUAGCCGUGGGUUGGAUCCGCUCCCAGAAAGCCGUGGACUGGCACCUCUUCAGGAACAUCUUCCUGGCCUGGUUCGUCACGGUGCCGGUGGCUGGCCUGUUCAGCGCCGCCGUCAUGGCCCUGUUCGUAUACGGCAUCCUGCCCUUCGUCUGAGGGGGGAAGUGGCCGGGAGGGUGAGCGGUGGAGAAUGCAAGAGGGGAGUCAGAGAAGGGGAAACUUGGAAGGAAAUUGUAGCUUGGGUGUUGUUGAGGGAAGACAAGUAGGAACUGGAGUGAGUGAAGUGAAGGAGAAGAGUUUGAGGAAGCUGCAGAGGUUUACAAAUGGACUUUGGUUGUACUGUGAGGAGGGUUGGUUCCCACGCUGCCUGGCUCUGUCCGGAAGUCCCCUCAACUCCUUUGAGUUCAAUCAGUUCAUAUUUAUUCUCUUUUUGGGGAGAAAUGCAUCAUUCAGUCUGCUGUAAAUACAAAAAUAGGAAAUUUACCUUUUAAUUAAAAAAAGAAAUUAAGAAUUAAAAAAAAAAAGUAACCAUGCUAGUGAGCACAUAUCUGAUAUCCGAACAAGGAAAAAAAGUGUACAUAUUGUCGUUCUGACUGAGUGUGAUCUGUUGUAUUACGGCUUGCUUUGGCACAAAAAAAUUAGAAAAGACAUGCGUGUGGUUAACCAACCCAUCCAUCAUGUCCGUUUUUAAACACGCCAGCUAGGUACAACCGGGGCCAAAAGGAAAGGAUGCCUCAGAAAAAGAGAGUCGUGCAACGUUUUAUUUUCCAUGAUACCAUAGAAACCUAAUUUACUAAAGAAUUUGAUUUUCAUUUUUGUGGAGAGCUCCUGUAUGUUUUUAGAGAUGAGUCUCAUAUUUUUAAAUGAUGUAUUAUAAUGUAAUUUGUACUGUAAAUACUGUCCUUUAUGGAGUUUGGCAGUGGGUCCUGGUUUGUUUUUAUUGUUGUAGAGAGGGGGCGGGGAUUGGCUCUUCAUCUUAUCGUCAUCAUACAAAGUAUGAUUCAUGCUCGAGGUUCAGAGUAGGGGAGAAAAAAAGUGUGGUUUGAUUGGAAACAGCUCAGUUUGAGGAAAUUAACCGGAAAGGUUGGGUUGGGGAAGAUAGGUCACUCUCCUCAGAGUCGAUCCAUGCCAAAGUCAACAUUUCAGCAUGCCAAUUUAGAGCCGAAAGAUGCCAAAACACUAAAACUGAGCUGAGGCGUGCGAGCGCAAACUGACGAGGUCCCAUAACAUAACUUUAUCCUUAUGCCUUUAUUUUCAUACAUACAGCUGAGUCACUGUCAUAUCGAACCCUACUUUCACAUGACAAAUGGUAUCAUAUCAAACACUAAAACGUGUAAAGAAAGAGGACUCCAGCAAAAAGCAGCAUAGCCUCAGUGCAGAGGUGUCUUCUGCCCACCGGUGCUAAAGGUUCAAUUUGAUUCCAUACAGUCAGAGUAAAGGCUCACCUAACGCCUGGUGCAGGAUUUCAGGCUGCUCAUAACACUAAAUAUCAUAAGACAUCUGUCUUAAAGAGAUGGUCAUGGACUACAAGAAGUGAGGCUUUGUUAGAAGUUUGUAAGCAGUUGAUUUCUAACCUGUAGAGGGAAACUCGAUUUUUUUAUUUUGUUAUGAUAUUGCCUCUGAAGCCAGAAUUCAUAUCUGGAAGUUAAAUCAGACUCCAGGUGCAAGUCAGAAAAAAACUGUUUGGUAGUGGUAUCCAUGGUAACUAUUAGCAAUAAAAAAUUAUCACAGCAAAAUUCUUUGUUUAAUGCGUUUAAACUCUGAAGGAACAGUUUUACAGCUAGCGAUUGUGGAGCACUGUGUCCCAUUGAUUUAUGAAAGAAGCACUGAAACGUAGUUUGUACCUCCACCAAUCACAUUCAGUAAACCUGGCAGCCAUUUUGGAUGUUAAACCUAGGACUGUUGGAUACCUCCAAACUUUCAAAGUCUUGAUUUCAGUUUUGAUUUCAAGGGGCAUUAUUGUAUUUAUGACUUGGAUGUUAGAAAUUUUGACUUAAACGUACUAUUAUGAUCUUAAGCUUAUAUAAAUCGCAAUUAACUGGGAUUAGAGGCUACUGCUAAUUGCUAAUCUGAGCAGAGUCGGUUCAAAAACAGACUUUUGUUAGCAACCCAACUCUUAAAAAUAUCCCAGCAUUUUAUGUGCAGAUUAUUUAUAAGGCAAAGAAAGGUUGUCUCCUUACUUCAUCCUUAAGCCGUUUUGUCCAAACCUAAAUACUUUUUGAAAUUUAACCAUUACUUAUUAAUUUAUUUUUCCUAAGAGAUUUUAAUUCCCAAUGCUCAUAAAAACAUUGAAAUCUUAAUUUCAGUGGAUAUUUACCAUUAACUCUGCUUCCACUCCCUGUUUGGGCAAAUUUACUCUUAUGAAAUAUGACAGGUUAUGAGUUACGAUCACACCGAAAAAUUUUGUCAUGUCAGAGAUAUUAUUCGUUUUUUAAGUGGUCUCUUAAAUUUAUACAAUCUGAUAUUUUAAGCACCUUCUUCAUGCUAAAAGUAAGAAGAAACUUUGAAUUUACUUCCCUCAGUAACAGCUUCAACACCACCAAGAGUGUUUUCGUUAUUGCGACCUGCUAGCUCUUCAUUCACUGAUGGCAGAAAGAUUUGGUUUCCACUGAGCUGGAAUCUGGCUGUGGAAAAUUAUUUCUCAGUGAAUCUCCACUAGCAUUAGCAUAGUAGCAUUUGCCAAAAUCACAUUUAAGAUGAUAGGCUUAAAAACUGGCGUCACUCAUAUGAACAGUUAGCUUUGGCCUCUGGAUUAACAUGUUUGCAUUUAACCUAAAUGGAGACGCCAUUUUUUUGCUGCAGGAAAGAUUUUAGCUUCCUAUUAUCUGUUUGCAGAACCUCACUUCUAAAAUCCUGAACUAUCCCUUUGAUCUCAUUUUGUCUGAAAGUGAAAGUGAUUUAGAAAAAAAAAAAAAUGAUCAUCACCAGCUUUUAAAACAAGGUUACCUAGGUGACUUGCAGAUGAACAAAGUCUAAAGUUAUUUUUGUUUGAACAAACUCUAUGCCAGCUGUUUAAUGUUUUUGUUGUUUUUGUGGUGUGUUUCCUGUUUUUUUUUUAUUUUCUUCAUGAACAAAUCUAUGCUUAAGUAGCCACAUGCCUUGUAACGUGUUUUACUUUGUGCAGAGACGGUAAAAUAAUUCAGUACUGUGGUGUUUACAUUGUAACCAUAUUGUAGAGUAUCUGUUUUAAAAAAAAAAAACUGUUGCCUAAUGAUGCCAAUGAAAGACAAACUAUUAACCAUGAAUUUUUAAGUGCAAGUAAAACAAAACAGAAUAUAACCAGAAGUGUCUAGAGAGAAAGAGAGCAUUGAGAGGAAGUGUGUUUGAUUUUUUUUUUUUUUUUUCCUCAGUCGUUUUUGUAGUAGUGCCGAUCAUGAUCCCUGUCACUUUACACUGCUACUGCAAUGUGUUAACACUACAUGUGUGGGUGCAAUUCAGUGAUGAAAAGAAUAACUAGAGAAAUCUCAUCAAAACUAUAUAUUUUUCUACCAUAUCUGAGUUUUAACCUGGGUGAGCUUCCGCGCACUUUUACAGGGAGCCGCUGUCGGCUUGAAGUGGGGAGAAACUGCGGGAAAUAUUCCCACCCACGUCUGUUUUGGCACUCGUGCCCACUCCCACUGAGCCCAGUGUCUUCCUCUAGCAUGUAGAUUGACGUGUCGAUCGCGAGUAGAUCAGAUUUUGAAAUGACCGUUAUUAUUUUUGAACUAUAGAUGAAAACACUUUGUAAUUUUGUUUCCCUACUGCAUUGACUUUGGCAGUGAGCUGCCAGAGGAGGACAGCUCUGCUAUGACAUCCUGUCUAAACUGCAAAAAAAAAAAAGUUUCCCCUUCAGGGUUUGCUCCCUGGUUUCUGAGCAGCUGACCUCCCUUGCAGCUCAUGACCUUUUACUCAGAUCGUGCUGCACAGAGGUCUGCACAGAGCCGGCAUGUUCACUUCCUCAUGAUUUCUGAUUUCUGCUGCGUGUUGUGAGGAAGAAGUGCACCUUUUAAAGAAGCUCUGCUUUUGUCUGUAAGCAGUCAGCGUAACUUGUCAUGUGGAAAAAUCUAAAUUUACAAAGCCGAAGAUUUUCCCAGUGUAAUUAAUCUGAAUUUUCUUUU
Xiphophorus couchianus (Monterrey platyfish) is the source of this 6585-nucleotide messenger RNA. RefSeq names its product solute carrier family 20 member 2 (gene slc20a2). The record is from RefSeq and is a predicted model, not a curated record. Gene Ontology annotation, molecular function: phosphate transmembrane transporter activity. The coding region runs from base 608 to 2644 and encodes 678 amino acids. The transcript has 11 exons. Gene Ontology annotation, cellular component: membrane. NCBI's taxonomy places the organism in Eukaryota, Metazoa, Chordata, Actinopteri, Cyprinodontiformes, Poeciliidae. Gene Ontology annotation, biological process: phosphate ion transmembrane transport.